AUGUACUCCACAAAUAACUCUGGGUGGAGACAAGAGUUAACUCCCUAUAAUCAGUAUGAAGAGGAAAGAGCCCCCAAUCUUGACAGUGUGUUUGCAGAAUUCAUGGCAUAUCAUGCUACCUCAAAAGCUAAUCAUAAUGCAAUACAAAAUCAGGAGAUUCAAUAUGCCAAAGUUUUUUUAGAAGAUUAUCAAGGGGAACCAGAGUCACAAUUCCACUAUCAAAAUGAAGCAGAAAGGAGUUUCAAUCUGGACAUAUUAUUAAUGCAAUUCAAGGAUACAAUUGGAUCUAUUCAACGGACAUUUAAAAGUGCAGAAAUUCAUGUCGGUAAGUUGGUAGAAGAAGUGACUCAAGCUAUGAGCAGAAGAGAAGAAGAGAUUGUAGAGGUUGACACUCAAGAGGAGAGCCCUGUGAAUGAGCAUGAUUUAGAAGAAGAAGAUGAGGAGAAAGCUCAACAACGGGAACAAUGCUUACAAACACACACUCAACAAGAAGAUAAUUUCCAAGUUAACACAUGUUCUCAUCAACUGACUAUCAAAAAAGAAAGGCAUGAAGACCAUGAGGGUUUAAUCAUUCUGGGACAACCCUGUCUGCCAUUUGCUAGUUGUGUUUUAGACUUGGGUAAAGCCAGUGAGACAACCUCAAAGAAGGCUGAAUCCAAUAAUGAAAGAAGAAGUAAGAAAGGAAGUGCUCAAGUUGCUAGAGGCAGAGCUCAUUUACCCAAUCUGGAUAGUUCAUGGGUUAGUCCUGUUCAAGUUGUUCUGAAAAAGGGAGGUAUGACAAUGAUAAAGAAUGAUAGAGAUGAGCUAAUUCCUACAAGAACAGUUACUGGGUGGAGGAUGUGCAUUGAUUACAGGAAGCUAAAUGAAGCCACCAGGAAAGACCAUUACCCGCUCCCCUUCAUGGAUCAAAUACUUGAGAGACUUGCAGGGCAAUCUUUCUACUAUUUCUUAGAUGGAUACUCGGGCUACAAUCAAAUUGCAGUGGAUCCUCAAGACCAAGAAAAGACAGCUUUCACAUGUCCUUUUGGUGUAUUUGUUUAUCGCCGCAUGCCGUUCAGUUUAUGUAAUGCCCCAGCUACUUUUCAGAGAUGUAUGAUGGCAAUUUUUGCUGACAUGGUAGAGAAAUGUAUUGAAGUCUUUAUGGAUGAUUUCUCUGUCUUUGGUGCAUCUUUUGAAAAUUUCCUAGAAAAUUUAGAGAAAGUGUUACAACGCUAUGAAGAAUCUAAUUUGGUGCUCAACUGGGAAAAUUGUCACUUUAUGGUUCAAGAAGGUAUCGUGCUGGGACACAAGAUUUAUAGAAGAGGAAUUGAGGUGGAUAAAGCAAAGAUUGAUGUUAUUGAUAAACUUCCACCUCCAGUUAAUGUUAAAGGCAUACAGAGUUUUUUGGGUCAUGCUGGAUUCUAUCGACGAUUCAUUAAAGACUUUUCCAAAAUUGCUAAACCACUGAGUAAUCUGCUGAACAAGGAUGUUGUGUUUGUGUUUAAUGAUGAAUGUUUAGAAGCCUUUAAUACCCUUAAAGCCAAGUUGGUCUCUACUCCUGUGAUCACAGCACCAAACUGGAGACAAGAGUUUGAAUUAAUGUGUGAUGCAAGUGAUUACGUAGUAGGUGCUAUGCUGGGACAUCAAAAGGGCAGAAUUUUUCAUACCAUCUACUAUGCCAGCAAAGUUUUGAAUGAUGCUCAGAUCAAUUAUGCCACCACUGAGAAACAAUUGCCAGAAAUUGUUUAUGCACUUGAGAAAUUCAGAUCUUAUUUGGUGGGGUCAAAGAUAGUAAUUUACAUUGAUCAUGCAACAAUUAAAUAUUUGUUGCGCAAAGCUGAUUCCAAACCACGACUUAUCAGAUGGAUAUUGUUACUUCAAGAAUUUGAUUUAGUCAUCAAGGACAAGAAGGGAUCUGAAAAUGUGGUAGCAGACCACCUAUCCAGAUUAGUCAAUGAGGAGGUCACUUUAAAGGAGGCUAAAAUAAAAGAUGACGCACGAUUUUAUAUAUGGGAUGAUCCACACUUGUUCAAGGUAGGUGCAGAUAAUAUCCUCAGAAGAUGUGUGACAAGUGAGGAAGCCAAGGGUAUAUUGUGGCACUGUCAUAAUUCACCAUGUGGAUGGCAUUAUGGUGGAGACAAAACAAUGGCUAAGGUCUUACAGUCAAGAUUUUUCUGGCCAACACUCUUCAAGGAUGCCUAUCACCAUGUCUUGAAGUGUAAUGAGUACAUUUUGGUCGUUGUUGAUUACGUGUCUAAAUGGGUGGAAGUUGUGGCCACUCCAAGAAAUGAUGCUAAGAUGGCUUCAAGAAAAAAGAAGAGCACUGCUUCUAGGCCACAGGCUCAGUAA
Glycine soja is the source of this 2328-nucleotide messenger RNA. RefSeq lists its product as uncharacterized. NCBI's taxonomy places the organism in Eukaryota, Viridiplantae, Streptophyta, Magnoliopsida, Fabales, Fabaceae. Bases 1 to 2328 code for a protein of 775 amino acids. The transcript is spliced from 4 exons. The record is from RefSeq and is a predicted model, not a curated record.